AUGCGAGCGCACCGGGCGGCCCUGGGCCCAGGCGCCGCGGUGGCGGCGACGCAGCCGACGGCGCGAUCAGUAGCCGCGGUGCGCCGCCAGGGCGUUGCUCCCUGCAGACAAUGGACAUUCCCAAUGGCGCAGCUGGCCGCAUUGCGCGGACCUCGCCUCCCGAUGCAGCACGUUCUCAGCCCUUCUGGCGCCGACUCGAGUCGAGGCGGCGGGGCGGGGCGCGGCCGGGGCGGCAUCGCUUGCCGAGCGACCCUGGCGGAGGUGCUGACGGGCGUAGGGCUGUUCUUCACGCCCGGCGCGCUGGCGUGCCUGUACGCUCUGUACCUGGGCAAGGGCGACUUCGGGGACGGGCUUUCGCGCCUGCUGACCCAGGUCAGCCGCGGCUACUUCCAACACAACCUGGGCGGUGACCACGUGCCGAUCUGCGACGGGAAGCUUUCGGACCUGACGGGCGACAAGCCGCUGUUCACGUUUCUGUACGACUGGUUCGUUCGACAAGGGGGCGUCUACAAGCUCGAGUUCGGUCCGAAGGCGUUCUUGGUGGUGUCGGAUCCUGUCGUCGUCAGGCACAUCAUAAAGGAGAACUAUGACAACUACGAUAAGGGCGUUCUUGCUGAGAUCCUUGAGCCCAUCAUGGGGAAGGGUCUCAUUCCGGCAGACCUGGAGACCUGGAAGCCACGACGGAGAGCCAUCGCACCUGCUUUCCACAAAGCAUUCCUGGAGACAAUGAUGGAAAUGUAUGGGAAGUGCACAGAGAGGUGCAUCCAAAAGUUCGAUGGACUUCUCAGCUCAGGCUCCACCCCGACAGUGGACAUGGAAAAGGAGUUCCUGAAUCUUGGCCUGGAUAUAAUUGGCCUAGGUGUGUUCAACGUCGACUUUGGAAGCAUUAAUGAGGAAUCGCCUGUCAUACAGGCUGUCUAUGGUGUGCUCAAAGAAGCUGAGCACCGCUCCACAACCUACUUUCCAUACUGGGACCUACCCCUGGCGAGGUACUUGGUGCCCAGGCAGAGGGAGUUCCAUGCUGACUUGGCAGUCAUCAAUGGCUGCCUCGAUGACCUGAUUUCUCAGGCCAAGUCAACACGCCAGGAGGAGGACCUGGAGCAUCUGCAAAACAGGGACUACUCAAAGGUGACAGAUCCUUCAUUGCUCAGAUUCCUGGUCGACUUGAGGGGAGAGGAUGCCUCUGACAUGCAGCUGCGCGAUGACUUGAUGACAAUGCUGAUAGCCGGGCAUGAAACUACUGCAGCCGUUCUCACAUGGUCGCUGUUCCUGUUGUCCCAAAGUUCUGAAUGGCAGCAGAAGGUAUUGGAUGAAGUCGACGACGUAGUGGGAGAUGCUGUUCCAGAUCUUGAGGCCAUUAAAGGUCUCCCUUCCCUUCGAGCAGUUCUUGCAGAGUCUCUUCGCCUGUACCCCCAGCCACCCAUCCUCAUUCGGCGAGCACUGGCAGACGACGUGCUGCCCCCUGGCCUGGGUGGACACCCAGAUGGCUACCCAGUUGGAAAGGGUGCAGACCUCUUCAUCUCUUCAUGGAAUCUACACAGAUCUCCACACACUUGGAGGGACCCACACGAGUUCCACCCUGAGCGAUUCUCAGAGACCUUCACUAACGACAACUUUGAGGGGCACUGGGCAGGCUUCGAUCCAUCUGCAGGAGGCAAUUCGCUGUAUCCGAAUGAGGCUUCGUCUGAUUUUGCAUUCAUCCCAUUUGGAGGCGGGGCUCGGAAGUGUGUUGGGGACCAAUUUGCCUUCUUGGAAGCUGCCUUGAUCAUGGCAAUGCUGCUUCGAAGGUUCAGAUUUCGAUUGACGGGCCGGCCAGAGGACAUGCGCAUGGCAACGGGAGCGACGAUCCACACCGCAGAUGGGCUCAUGAUGACGGUGGAACGUAGGACGCCAGGAGGAGCUGUCGAGGCAAAGGAAGAGGGCGAAGUUGUCGUGUUGUCCCCGGCAUAA
This is a messenger RNA of Ostreobium quekettii, 1950 nucleotides long. The record is from the annotation of a GenBank genome assembly. Lineage: Eukaryota; Viridiplantae; Chlorophyta; Ulvophyceae; Bryopsidales; Ostreobiaceae.